This is a messenger RNA of Folsomia candida, 2552 nucleotides long. RefSeq names its product zinc finger protein 479. The coding region runs from base 165 to 2372 and encodes 735 amino acids. Gene Ontology annotation, molecular function: RNA polymerase II cis-regulatory region sequence-specific DNA binding; DNA-binding transcription factor activity, RNA polymerase II-specific. Gene Ontology annotation, biological process: regulation of DNA-templated transcription. The transcript is spliced from 7 exons. The record is from RefSeq and is a predicted model, not a curated record. Lineage: Eukaryota; Metazoa; Arthropoda; Collembola; Entomobryomorpha; Isotomidae.
CGAACUUGAGACUUCAAAUGCUAUCUUCACAACUUUGUAAAUAAAAAAUCAUUCUCCGGAUUGAAUCGAAGUUUCAACUUUCAAUUCGCCUAAAAAUAAUUAACUUUUUUUCAAACGUAACGUAUAUUACUUCUCACACCCCACAAUCCACUAGAGUCAGCAAUAUGUCCAGCCACCCCUGCCUCUUGUGUUUACAAGUUAUCGACGACACCGCAGCGAAAUCCUUACAAAAAAUCAGAAUAGAAACCGUGUGCCAGCUUCUAGUUCCGCGUCAUUCUAAUUACAAAUCUUCUAAUCAAUCCGAAUUUGAUGGGGACGAGGUGUGCGAAUUUUGCGAUGAUUGUUAUCCUCUCUUCGGCACAAUGGAAGAAAUUAAGAACCAAAUUUCUUUGCUGGAGGAACAAAUUGGAAAGCAAAUUCAACAAAUUCGGGCCACAAUUUUGGACGGUUCCUCUCAAUUCGGAAGUAAUGGGUAUGAUGGAAGAGAGAAAAUUAUGCAAAUUCGUGACAUGAUUCUCAGCCUGACAGGUGAGAAUGAGCAACAUGAUGAACAUUUUGUAUCAGGCGAGGUUCUAGUCAAAGUGGAACAUGACAAUUUUGAUAUCAUCGGAGAUGUGGAUGACCACUUUGAUGACCACUACACUUCCUAUACUCAAUCUAGUGUUGAUAAAACAGGGGAAGAGGGAACAAAUGAUUUACUAUGCGACGAAAUGGCCGACGACGACACGGACUUUUGUAUUACUCCUUAUUCACAAAAGAAGUCGGGACGGAGGUCUAAAUCAACUAAUAAGAAGCCACCACUACGGAAACGAAAAAGAGAGGACUAUCCCGUGGCAAGAAAAAAAUCAAAACUUACAACAAUAUCAAAGCGGAUCAAGGUGGAAGCUUCUCGACCAUCAAACCUGCAAACGACACGAUCUUCAACUCGGGUCAAACAAAAAAACAUCCAACCCAAAUGUGUCAAAACUCCUGUAAUUUUGCUGAAGAGACUUAAACCUAGAAGUAAAAAAUCCACUCCAAGGUCUAACUUCUCAUCAGAUAUAAAACCCAAACCCGACGAGGACAUGGAUUGUGUACCAAAAACCGAAAAUGAUGACAUCGAACUAUUCGAACUCUCCUCCGACAUUAAAGUCAAGCGUAAAAGUAAUUACAUUCCUUCUCCCAAGUGUAUUCCUUGCCACUCGCCGUUAUGCACCGUCACGUUUCGCAGCAUACGGGCAAGGGACGCCCAUGCAAAACUUGCACACGAGGGUCUCUCCCCUUAUCAAUGCCAAAUAUGCAAGAUAAAGUGUCGUCGCGAAAACGACCUCGGUGCUCACAUGGUGAUUAUGCAUGAAAAAGGAGAGAAGAAAUUUCCCUGCAUCAAAUGCGUCAAGAGUUUCUGUCUCGAGGAAAACUUGGAGAGGCAUUUGAAACUGCAUGACGUUGAAGACACUAAACCACUCGUUUGUGACGUGUGCGACUCAAGAUUUGAAAACGAGGAGAAACUGAACCGACAUGAAGAGAUACACAAGGUCAGGUUUCGGUGUCAGCAUUGCGCAAAAAAAUGCAAGGACAGGAAAGAGUUGGAGAGACACGAACGCUCUCACACUGGCGAAAGACCAGAGAAAUGUUCUCUUUGCGAAAACUGCUUUGCCAACAAGAUCACCCUGCAGCGUCAUAUGAUUCGACACCACUCAUCAGCACCCCCAGCGAAUAUUUGCCACAUUUGUGGAAAGGGGUUUUACCUUCCCAUCGACCUCAAGACGCACCUUGACCGUCAUGAUGGCAAAUAUCAAUCCAAAUGCGACACGUGUGGCGAAACGUGUUUAAACUCCGCUUCGUUACAAUCUCAUCGUAUUAAGGUGCACGGCGAGGACCCCGUCGUUUGCGAUGAAUGCGGUGGCAAUUUUACAUCAAUGGUAGGGUUAAAAGUACACAAAAAGUACUCCCAUGCAGGAGUGAAAAAGCACAAAUGCGAGACUUGUGGUGCUUGUUUUACCCGUAUGGACGUGCUGAGGCGUCACAUGCAGUCACACAACACAGAGCGACCCUACACCUGCCCCCACUGCCCACAAGCCUUCAAGGUGAACAAAAAUUUGGCCGAUCACGUGAAGCGUAUCCACACUCCUGGCUACGUUCCCCCCACCCCUUACAAAUGCCCUCAUUGUGGCAAAGCAUUCCAAUUUCCUGUCUAUCUGGAAGGCCACAUCCGUCAAGCCCACACGGGGGAGCGGCCCUUCACUUGCGACCAGUGUGAUAAGGGGUUCGCCUUGAAAUCAGCGCUAGCUCUGCAUUCGAAAGGGGCCCAUGGCGUCGUUCCGGAGACGAAAGAAAGGCUGCCAAGGUCGAAAAGAGUUGCGUUACACCAGGAAGAGGAUUCAAGUGAUUAGAUUUUGCCUAAUAUUACUAAAUUACGAUUUUGGAAUUUGUAAUAUCACCUUAUAAAAUAUUGAACAAUUAAUAUGCAUAUUUUAUUUUUUAUACCGGAUACUUUAACAGAUUGUAAAGUAAUUUGAUCAACGCCAGCACUUUAAAAUAUUUACGAAUAAAUUCAUAUAUACUUGAUAUAA